Messenger RNA from Daphnia pulicaria, 2064 nucleotides. RefSeq names its product aminopeptidase O-like. The transcript is spliced from 2 exons. Gene Ontology annotation, biological process: proteolysis. Gene Ontology annotation, cellular component: nucleolus. The coding region runs from base 61 to 2034 and encodes 657 amino acids. Gene Ontology annotation, molecular function: metalloaminopeptidase activity; zinc ion binding. NCBI's taxonomy places the organism in Eukaryota, Metazoa, Arthropoda, Branchiopoda, Diplostraca, Daphniidae. The record is from RefSeq and is a predicted model, not a curated record.
CAAUUUUUUUCACCAGAAUACCUUUGAUGUAUUGAUUAUUGGGAUAAAGUUAAGUUUGCAAUGAGUAGCGAGGAAAGUCUAGAUCUGCCACUGCUCAGUUUGGAAAGUGGCUAUAAAGUAGAACACUACCUUUUGAAGUUAACUUGUCAUUUGGAACAAAAGACUUUUUCUGGGGAAGUUUAUGUUUUUGUUAAAAGUACUUGUCCAGAGUCGGUAUUGAUUUUAGAUCUCAAAGAUUUAUUUAUUGACAAAGUGGAAGAAGUUGAUUGCAGCGAUGGGGAAAUUUUGACCUUUUUAAGCAGUUUUGAGGAAAGAAAGAAUUUCGAGCAGUUUGGUUAUUGGACGUCAAAGAAAGCCAGGAGAGUACUGAACUCUAACUUGGAAAGUUGGUGUGUUAAAAUAACAUCUCUUGAAAAAAGAGAAACACUGGUUUGUCUUCACUACCGUACCAAACCAGAAGGAAGCUCAGUUUCCUGGAUUCUUGAUGAUGAUGGAGCAAAUUCUUGCUGCCUUACUACUGGGAGUCUAAUCAACAAUCGAUCUCUGAUGCCCAGUCAAGAUGCACCAGCUCUCAUGGCUACUUGGCAGUUAUUGCUGCAAGUCCCAAACGAUUUCAGUGCAACCACCACCGGUGACGAAACCGGGCUUGUUACUGAUGCGGGUACUUAUUUUUUCACGUCGAUGCUGCUACCGAUAUCUACUUUUGCUCUUGGAAUCGGGAAAUGGAAAUGUACUGACAUUCCUAUGAGUGUAGAAUGUGUUGUGCCUGAUGAUCGAUUGAUAGAAUGUCGCCAUCCGCAUUAUCCGUGUCCGUUCGCCCAGAUUGAUGUUGUCGGUCCUCGGAUCUCUUGUCGAGUCUUCCAUUCAGAUUCCUUUGACCCAUCGAUUCUCAAGGAUUACAUCUCUUCUUCGAUUGAAACCAUUUAUCGCAUUCUGGGAAGGCAUGUUGUUCCGAAAUUGGAUUUUAUCAUCGUUCCACAAUCUGUGGCCUGUCUCGGGUUCGCGUCUCCGGGUCUGAUAUUGAUCUCGCCCACCAUUCUUUUCGGCCAAACACCGAUGCUGGCUAGACUUGGCCACGAAAUCAGUCACUCUUGGUUCGGCAUAAACAUUGGCCCGAAAAACUGGAACGAAGAGUGGAUAAGUGAAGGUUUCGCGACUUUUAUGGAGGAUGUCGUCGAUUUAAAGAUGUCAAAGUUUGCUCAUCGAAAUGAACUUAUGGCGUUGAAGGCAAUCAAUCGCUAUGAGAUCCUCAAGUCUGAUUGCCAAAAUGUCGAUCCUUCUCUGCAGCGGAUGAGCGCAUUCGAUCCGGAACUUAACGUUGUUAUCAAUGGCUUGAAUCGGGACAAGACAGUCUCGCAAAUUCCCUAUUUGAAGGGUUAUUUCUUUCUGAUUCAGCUGGUCAACAUUGUUGGCUUAGAUCCUCUCUUGAUGGCAUUGAAAUGCUUCGUCGAACAUUUUCACGGCUGUUUGGUGACCACAGCCGAAUGCGUCGAAUUCUUUUGCCUUCGAUUCCAGCAAAAAGAGGAGAUACGGCACCAUGCGCAAAUGUGGCUCUACAGCUCCUUAUUGCCCAAACUGAACAACGACCUAUUCGCUACCAAUCGCCUGGACGCCGAAGUGGCUGAGCACUUUGAGUAUUGGAAGCGGCGGCCCAAACAAAAUCCACCCUCGUUCACAUUUCCUCAAUCCACACCUGACCAAGUCCUUGCUUUAUUGGAUCGGUUACUGGUAUUGGAAAGUAAAUUACUUUCGAAAAAUGUUUGCCGUUUCAUGGAUCAUUACAAGCCUCAUUUGAUGAAUGCGGAUGUCUACCACCGUGCUUGCGAAUUGAUUGUUGCUCAGCGGUGUACUCCGCUUUUGCAUUUGGUUCAGCAGUUUCUACUUCAACAUCCGGCCAUGGGCGCUUAUCUUUAUGGAGAGCUCGUCCACUCGGAUCGUUCAGAGUUCCAUGCCGUUGCCAUGGAAACCUAUCGUCAAUUAGAAAACAAACUGGAUGUUAAUUUAAAAUCCAUUAUAAGUGAUCUCAUCUUUUAAUGAGCUCAAUAAAAAUGUAUUUGAAAAUCG